Molecule: messenger RNA, 1032 nt
Organism: Sclerotinia borealis F-4128
Lineage: Eukaryota; Fungi; Ascomycota; Leotiomycetes; Helotiales; Sclerotiniaceae
Source: the annotation of a GenBank genome assembly
AUGAUUUCAGAUGUCGAAUUCACAUUCAGACAUUCUUCUCCAAGUGUUGCGCCUGGAAGGGCGGGAGCGACUGCAGCAGUAGCUGUCGAUCUAUUAGUAUACCCUCUGGAUACCCUUAAAACCCGAUUUCAAAGUCCAGAUUACAAGAAGAUCUACUAUGAUGCAUCCAAAAAGGCCAUUAAUCGCGGUGUACUAUUUCGAGGUUUAUAUCAAGGAGUUGGACCUGUGAUUUUAGUGACGAUACCUUCAUCAGGAGCAUUUUUCACCACAUAUGAAGGAAUAAAAUCCGUUCUUACCAAAGCAAACACAAGUAUCAGUGGGGACAAUACACCACUGUUACCCCAACCUUUUGUUCACAGUGCAGCGUCCGCCGUAGCAGAACUUGUGUCUUGCUUUAUCCUCACGCCUGCGGAGGUAUUGAAACAGAAUGCACAGAUGAUCCGUCGACCAGCGCACUCUUCAACAUCUGGAGCCUCUGUCACAUUGCAGGCACUGAAGCAAUUCAAAAGACCUUCGCAACUAUUCACAGGAUAUACCGCGUUAGCUGCCCGAAACCUGCCGUUUACCGCAAUGCAGUUCCCCAUGUUUGAGCACUUGAAAGAGUCGCUUAAAAGCUAUAGGAAACAGAAUGGAACUAUGAGUGGUUCACUACUCGAAACAGCCACGAUAACGGCAGUUAGUGCUGGAAGUGCCGGAUCUAUUGCAGCCAUCAUCACCACUCCAGUUGACGUAGUGAAAACUCGGAUUAUGCUCGCAGCAUCAGGAGAGGAUUCCGCAAACGAGGCAAAGAAGAAGAUAGAGGAAGCCAAGAAGAAGGGCCAAUCUCUCGACAAGCUUGGAGGGAUAAAAAAAGGCAGUUUGACUAUUGCCCGAGAAGUGAUUGCGGAGGCUGGGGUAAAAGGCUUGUUUCGAGGUGCGCUGUUGAGAGCAGGCUGGACAGCUUUGGGUAGCGGCCUUUAUCUAGGGGUUUAUGAAAGUGGAAGGGUCUGGCUGGGAGAUCGACGGGAGGCUAAUAACGACGGAGACGAAUAA